Molecule: messenger RNA, 1596 nt
Organism: Sesamum indicum (sesame)
Lineage: Eukaryota; Viridiplantae; Streptophyta; Magnoliopsida; Lamiales; Pedaliaceae
Source: RefSeq, a predicted model, not a curated record
GCGGAUUACACAUAUAAGCGUUUCAUGCAUUUGUACAUGCGCAUUUUCUGUUGGUAUUGAAGAGCUUACACUUACACAUGGUUUCACCUUCUCGAUUUCUGUUGUAUUUGACUUGCAUUUUUGUUCAGUGCCCUUUUUUUGGUUUGCGCAGCUUAUCUUUUCCUUUGUGUUUUUGUUUUUCCGCAAUUUGGUUUCUGGAGGAAGUGUUCGGAAGAGUUUGGGAAUUCUGUUUUUCUCAUAAGUUUUUGAAGGAAAAGUCUGAAGUUAGAUUGUAAUCUAAAAUCUUACUGAAGUUUGUGAAAGGAUUCAAACCUUCAUUUUGUUUCUAGCAAGUGAAAGAAAGUUAAUAGUUAAAGGGAACUUGUAGUUUUCUGCUGCUGUAUUUGUUGCACGGAGAAGUUCUUGAUGGGGAUUCUUGCCUUACAAACAGUAUUAUCAAGUCCAAACACUGCAUUGUGGACAUGUGCAUUUUGAGAUAUGUAAGAGCUAUGAAGUAUAUCUAUCAAUUGUUUGCAUUAUUAGCUUAGAUCUGAGAUAUUUCUGAAGCUAUUAGUUUUUGCAGUUGAAGAAAAGUUCAUAUGUUACUGCAGUAUCCCUGUUAGCUCAAAUGUGAUUAUCUUAGAGUUUUUUCUGUUGAGGAUAACUUUGUCAAUUAGUCAUUGUGGCCCUGUUAGAUAUAGAUCCCUAAAGAGAUUUUGGAGCAUGGAUCCAGUAUAUUCAAGCGGAAGUAAUUCAGAUUUUGACAUUGACUUGGAGAGUGGGGGAACAACAAGUGAGGAAGAAACAACAAAAUGCUUGAGUUGUGAGAGUUCAGAGAAUCUCUUGACUAAGAUAAGGAGUGGUUUUGUAAGUUCAGAGUUAUUGCAUGAGUCUAAGAAAGGUGUAGAUUCUUCAAGUUCAUAUGGAAAAUUUAAAACAUCUGAUGAGAUUUCUGCCACAAAAGAGGAGCAGUUGCAGAAGUUUAGGGAAGAGAUGAUAAAUUAUGUUAAGACAAUUGAUAAGGAAAGGCCUAAAAAGCAUGGUUCUGCAAAGCCUCCUCGUCCUCCUAAAGGUCCCUUGUUGGAUGCUUCUGAUAUGAAGCUGCUGAAGGAAAUCUCGGAGCUCAAUUUGAAACGUAAAAGGAUGGGAAGAACCAGAACCUUGAAGAAAAUGAAAAAGGAGAAGACAUCAUCAUUGAGUAGUAAUAUUAUCGCCCUUUUGGUGACCAUAAUUUUCUUUCUGGUGAUCAUCUUUCAAGGCCUCCUAGGUUCAAGAGUGUAAUGCCAAUUGCGACAGUGCACCAACUUUCCAACUUCCAGGAUCUUAUGACAUAGCAAUAAUUUUGUGUACGAGAAACAGAGAAAGGUCCGAUGAGAAGAGGGUUCUCCAGUGGAACUAUUUUCAUGUUAUUUUGUAAAGUAGGUGUUUCAUGUAUGGAUUUGAGGUGAUUUGUCAAGGGUCUGAGGGGAGCUUCUGUGUAAUUGAUAAACCAGAACGAAGGGGUUUUAUCUCCUUUUAUAUUCGCAUUGAAUAUCAUGAGUAGGAUUCUGGGUUGCAUUUUGUUUAACUCAAUCAAGAGCUAUCAGAAAAUAGAUCUAUACCUUUUUUUUUAACAUA